Messenger RNA from Anopheles darlingi, 1139 nucleotides. It is a transcript of the gene U2af38, whose product is annotated as splicing factor U2af 38 kDa subunit. The coding region runs from base 97 to 858 and encodes 253 amino acids. Gene Ontology annotation, molecular function: pre-mRNA 3'-splice site binding; metal ion binding. Gene Ontology annotation, cellular component: U2AF complex; spliceosomal complex. NCBI's taxonomy places the organism in Eukaryota, Metazoa, Arthropoda, Insecta, Diptera, Culicidae. The transcript has 2 exons. The record is from RefSeq and is a predicted model, not a curated record. Gene Ontology annotation, biological process: mRNA splicing, via spliceosome.
UGCUUGGGGUAAAGCCGUUCGAGUGUUUGUUUGUCGCGCUACCCGUAAAUUCCAGCAUAAAAACUGCUCCAUUUCCGCCGGAGGUGACGAAAAACGAUGGCAGAGUAUUUGGCAUCGAUUUUCGGUACCGAAAAGGACAAGGUGAACUGUUCGUUCUACUUCAAAAUCGGAGCCUGCCGGCAUGGGGAUCGAUGCUCCCGCAUCCACAACAAGCCCACAUUCUCGCAGACCUGCCUGCUGCAGAACCUGUACGUGAAUCCGCAGAACUCCGCCAAAUCGGCCGACGGCAGUCAUCUGGUGGCGAACGUUUCGGACGAGGAAAUGCAGGAACAUUACGAUAACUUCUUCGAGGACGUGUUCGUCGAGUGCGAGGACAAGUACGGCGAGAUCGAAGAGAUGAACGUUUGCGACAACCUCGGUGACCAUCUGGUCGGUAACGUCUAUAUAAAGUUCCGCCGCGAGGAGGACGCGGAGCGUGCGGCCAAAGAUCUAAACAAUCGUUGGUUCGGUGGCCGACCGGUGUACUCGGAACUGUCUCCCGUUACGGACUUCCGCGAGGCUUGCUGUCGUCAGUACGAGAUGGGGGAAUGCACUCGGUCCGGAUUCUGCAACUUUAUGCACCUGAAACCGAUUUCGCGCGAACUACGCCGCUAUCUGUACUCGCGCCGCCGUGGACGCUCGCGAUCUCGCUCUCGGUCACCACGUCGCGGCGGUGGUGGUGGAGGUGGUGGCGGCGGCGGCGGCGGUGGUGGUGGUGGUAUUGGAGGCGGAAGCGAUCGUUCCCGUGACCGACGUCGGUCUCGAAGCCGAGACAGGAAAAACGAUCGCAAUGACAAUGGCCGCAAAGGGCGAUACUGAAUGCGGCACGUAUGGACAGCAACGCAUCUAUCUCCUGUUCUUCUUAGUGACAUCAUCAUGGUUUGUGUGAGUUUCUACAAUAUUAACUAAAGGUUUUCCUUUCCUGGCGGGCUCCCACCGCAAUUUUACGUUCUCCAACGGUGGACCUGAACGGCGGCGGGUCGGAAACUAAACUCAACCUUCAAAUCCCUUACUGACUACCAUUCAGCCGGAUUGCUAAUUGUAAAAAUAAGUACGCAAAUACAUAUAUACAUACGUGUGAAAUGUACGGAUCACAAAUA